AUGGCUAAAAACCACAACGGUCACCGUCGUGAUGCGGUGAUCGACAUAGCAAAGGCUGCAAACUUCACUGGUGGGUUAGAAUUUAGUGACUUGACAUACACGGUAACGAAGAAAAAGAAGGUGGAAGGAACAUGGGAGAGCCAGGAAGUAGACUUGUUGCAUCAGAUACGUGGGUAUGCGCCGAAGGGGUCCAUCACGGCGGUGAUGGGGCCAAGUGGUGCUGGAAAGUCUACCCUUUUGGAUGGUCUGGCGGGCAGAAUCGCCAGUGGGAGUCUUAUGGGCAGAGUGUGUUUGGAUGGUGUGGUAAUGAACGCAAGCAUGGUUAAAAGGACUUCGGCCUAUAUAAUGCAAGAAGACAGGCUCUUCCCAAUGCUUACAGUCUACGAAACUUUGAUGUUCGCCGCUGAUUUUCGACUCGGGUCGAUAUCACGAACUGACAAGAAACAAAGAGUGGAAAAACUUAUCGAGCAACUUGGACUAACAUCAGCUCGAAACACCUUCAUAGGUGACGAGGGAAGUAGGGGAGUGUCCGGUGGUGAGCGGCGGCGAGUUUCGAUAGGCGUUGACAUUAUUCAUGGCCCAUCUUUGCUUUUUCUCGACGAGCCGACGUCGGGCCUGGACUCAACCAGCGCUCACAGCGUGAUAGAAAAGGUUCACGACAUAGCAAGAUCGGGCAGCACCGUGAUCCUCACGAUUCACCAACCUUCGUCAAGAAUCGUACUGCUGCUUGACCACCUUAUAGUUUUGGCUCGUGGGCAACUCAUGUUCCAAGGCCCGCCCAAGGAUGUCACCGGCUACCUCAGUCGAAUGGGGCGAAAAGUGCCUCCCGGGGAAAACUCCUUAGAGUAUCUUAUAGAUGUUAUACAAGAGUAUGAUCAGUCCGAAGUGGGAGUUGAGGCGUUAGCUCAAUUUGCGCGCACUGGUGUGAAACCCGGUAAGUUAACAGAAGGCGAUGUUUCAGUCGUUUCGACAGUACUGGCACCAACACCGCCUCGCCGAGGGGCUGGUAUUGUAGCGGUGGCGGGCGGCGGAGCUGGCAAUGAUGCUCAGUACCAAGGAGGGAAGCGGCUUUACUUGCAGGCUAGUAAAAAUAUUUCGGGUGUUGAUGAUUUUGAUCGUAGCGUGAGAAGCCCUUAUAAUAAUAAUUCUAUGUCAAGGUCUUGGACUGCUAGCCAUAGUGGUGUGGUGCAAAAACUUAAGUUUACUCCACCUCGGCCCAAGAAUACUGCUGAUCUAAGAGUUCAGAACCCUAUGAGUUCAUCUCCGGGAUAUUACGCCUAUUCAAGCGAGAUCUUACCAAGCACACCAACCCCACAUAGCAGCGACUACACAGUCAACGAGAACGAUUACAUGACACCAGGUGUGAUUGACCACUCCAUCGACUACGGCCCAAAGUUCUCCAACUCUUUCAUCCCAGAAACCUGGACCCUCAUCCGCCGCAACUUCAUCAACAUCCGCCGCACACCAGAACUCUUCCUGUCCCGUCUUGUAGUCCUCACCGUCAUGGGCUUUAUGAUGGCCACCAUGUUCAAAAACCCUCCAAAAACACUCCAAGGCAUCACCAACCGGAUCAGCUUCUUCAUCUUCACCGUCUGUCUCUUCUUCUUCUCCUCAAACGACGCCGUCCCAGCCUUCAUUCAAGAACGCUUUGUCUUCGUUCGUGAGACCUCUUACAACGCCUACCGCGCCUCCAGCUACACCAUCGCUGGUCUCAUAACCUAUCUUCCCUUUCUGGCUCUCCAAGCACUCGUCUACGCUCUCAUCGUUUGGUUCGCCCUAAAACUCCAUGGCCCUUUUCUUUAUUUCUACAUCGUUCUCUACGUGGCUCUGCUCUCCACCAAUUCUUUUGUCGUGUUUGUUAGCUCAAUCGUGCCGAACUACAUCUUGGGCUACGCCGCGGUGAUAGCUUUCACCGCUCUCUUUUUCUUGUUUUGUGGAUACUUUUUGAACAGUCAUGAUAUUCCCUACUACUGGAAAUGGAUGAACAAGAUCUCCACCAUGACUUAUCCUUAUGAAGGUCUUUUGAUGAAUCAGUACCAGAACACUAUCGUGUUUGGAACAAGCACUAAUGGGACACCUGUGACUGGUCAGAGUAUAUUGAAGAGUCUUGGUAUUGAUAGUGACUUAGGAUCCAAUAAGAAGUGGGAAAAUGUGGUGAUAAUGUUGGGUUGGGCAGUACUUUACAGGGUUUUGUUUUACUUGGUUCUUCGUUUUGCGUCCAAGAACCAGAGAACGUAA
Molecule: messenger RNA, 2238 nt
Organism: Humulus lupulus (European hop)
Lineage: Eukaryota; Viridiplantae; Streptophyta; Magnoliopsida; Rosales; Cannabaceae
Product: ABC transporter G family member STR2-like
Exons: 3
Coding region: 1-2238 (745 amino acids)
Cellular component (GO): membrane
Molecular function (GO): ATP binding; ATP hydrolysis activity; ABC-type transporter activity
Source: RefSeq, a predicted model, not a curated record